UAUUAAAUUCGAGAGCUUGAAUUUAUUUUUGUCGGCUUCUCCGCUUUGCCGGAACGAUUCAGUCAAAAUUUAAGGCCGCAACAAAACGGUCGUGUGUUCGGUUUUACAUUUUUUGAAGCUUCGGUGCCAGUUUAAGCCUCGACUUGACGAAGGUUUCUUAGUCACAAAAUGAAUACUUUAAGCCUAUCCCUACUGGUGCUCCUUCCGGCAAUCGCCUUGGCUGGUCUCUGCGAUGUGGAGCCGAAUUCCAGCUUCCUGGAGAAGCGUGUCAAACUCUAUCAGGGACAACAAAACUUCGCCGUGUCUAUGCUGGAUGUGAUCCGCAACAGUACGCCGAACGAGAACGUCUUCUUCUCGCCAUACAGCACCUACCAUGCCCUGCUCCUGGCUUACUUCGGUUCGUCCGGGGAAACGGAGAAGCAGCUGGCCAAGGUGCUCCACCUCGACUGGGCCGAGUCCAAGGAAAUGGUGCGCAGUGCCUACAUGGUGGAGAAGAAGAACCGCGAGAACCGAUCGCUCAAGAUGCCACUGGAAUUCGCAUCUGCGGAUCGCAUAUUCUUUGCCCAGGACCUGCCGCUGACCCACUGCAUCGAAACGCGCCUGGCCAAGGAGAUCGUGAAGAUGGACUUCCAGAAUAAGCCCGAAGAGUCGCGCAAGGAGAUCAACGAUUGGAUCGCCAAUGUGACCCACAACCAGAUCCGCGACAUGCUCAGCGCCGAUGAGAUUACCCCUCUAACCCGUCUGACCCUGGCCAAUGCUGCCUACUUGAAGGGCCAAUGGGUCAGCCAGUUCAAGGUGGAGAAGACCGCUCCGAUGCCCUUCUACACAUCCGCCUCGAACUUCUCUUUGGUGCCGAUGAUGCAGCAGAAGGGCACCUUUCUUUUGAACACGGACGAGCAGUUGCGCGCCCACGUCCUCCAGCUUCCCUACCGCACUGUUUUCGAGUCGGAGGAGAAUCAGGAUAGCGAACCCGACGAGAAGUCUGACAUCUCCAUGGUGAUUAUCCUGCCGCCAUUCAACAGCAACUCUCUGGAGGAUGUGCUCUCCCGCCUGAAUGCCGACACCCUGGAGCAGUCCCUCAACCAGGCCAUGCCACGCGAGAUCGAGGUCUCCCUGCCCAAGUUUGAGUUCGAACAGCGCCUGGAACUGGUGCCAAUCCUUGCCAAAAUGGGAGCAACAAAGAUCUUCGACCCCUCUGUGGCCACCUUUGACGAUUUGACGUCGGACAGGGUCACCAUUGGAGACGCCAAGCAUGUGGCCAAGAUCAAGGUGGACGAGGAGGGCAGCACCGCCUCGGCGGCUACCGUUCUGUUCACCUACCGAUCGGCCCGGCCCGUGGAGCCGGCCAAGUUCGAGGCCAACCAUCCGUUCCUGUUCGUCAUCUAUGACCGCCAGUCCAAGUCGAUCCUCUUCACGGGCAUCUAUCGAGAUCCCAAGACUCUGAAGUAAACUAUUAACAAGGCAGUCCUGCUCUUGCAAUUAACCUAACCAAAUUUUUCUUGACUGUAAGCGACAAUGUAAACUUUUUAACAUUAUUUUACGAAAAUAAAUUAUGUCCUUAAUAAAAUAAAACAUAAAACCACACAAAAA
Messenger RNA from Drosophila ananassae, 1590 nucleotides. Its product is annotated as serine protease inhibitor 88Ea. Gene Ontology annotation, molecular function: serine-type endopeptidase inhibitor activity. The record is from RefSeq and is a predicted model, not a curated record. Lineage: Eukaryota; Metazoa; Arthropoda; Insecta; Diptera; Drosophilidae. Bases 169 to 1449 code for a protein of 426 amino acids. The transcript is spliced from 3 exons.